UCCAGCGCCACCGACUCCGCAAGGCGCUACCAUGGUUGUUGUUGAGAGCGGCAACUUCAAUUUCAGCACCGAGGACAGCUCCGGGACGAACCCCAGCGCGAAUGACAGUGUCUGUGACUCUCUUAUGAACAGGGAGAAGUCCGAGCUCAGCAGGACAGGGCACACAGUGGUUGCAGUAUUCCUCGGUGUCAUUUUACUAUUAGGAUUCUUCUGCAAUUUCUUCGUCCUUCUCCUCUUCGCGCGGUUUCAGGUGCUGAGGACACCCAUCAACCUCAUCCUGCUCAAUAUAAGCGUGAGCGACAUGCUGGUGUGUAUCUUUGGAACUCCCUUCAGUUUUGCCGCGAGCCUCUACGGCAGAUGGCUCAUCGGAGACCAAGGGUGCAAAUGGUACGGUUUCGCCAACUCGCUUUUCGGCAUUGUUUCUCGAGUAUCCCUGGCCGUCCUGUCCUACGAGCGCUACUCCACGAUGGUGCCUUACAUGAAGGCUGACCCGGCUGACUACAAGAAGGCCUGGCUGGCCAUCGCAGGCUCCUGGCUCUACUCCUUGGUUUGGACGGUGCCACCUUUCUUUGGCUGGAGCAGCUACGGUCCCGAGGGCCCAGGCACCAUAUGCUCAGUGCAGUGGCACCAGCGCUCUUCUGGGAACAUCUCCUAUGUCACCUGCCUCUUCAUCUUCUGCCUCCUACUUCCCCUGCUGCUCAUGAUCAUCUGCUAUGGAAAGAUCCUCUUUGUCAUCCGUGGGGUAGCCAAAAUCAACCAGUUGGCUGCACAUCGGCGGGAGAUCCAUGUGUUGGUGAUGGUUGUCACCAUGGUGUCCUGCUACCUGCUCUGCUGGAUGCCCUACGGGGUGAUAGCUCUGCUAGCUACUUUUGGUCAGGAUGGCCUUGUCAGCCCCACAACAAGCAUCGUCCCCUCCAUCCUUGCCAAAAGUAGCACUUUUCUCAACCCUAUCAUAUAUAUGCUGUUAAACAACCAGUUUUACAGGUGCUUCCUGGCCUUUGUGAGCUGCGGGUCAGAUCAUCUGGCAGCCACACCCAAUGCACCCUGCCCAGCAGCCGAGUCACUAGCCCUAACGGCAACUCCCCUUGCCCAUGAGGAGCCUGACACAUCCCCUGGUACAUGCAAGCCCCUGGACAGUAGUGGGACCCCACUCUAGGUCUCAGCAGAGAGAGAAAUUGGUCCUGGUUGUGCACUACCACCCCUGAGGAGCUGACGUAUUUUGGGCCUACUCCACUGCUCACAGGAGCCAAGACACAUGGUGCCCACACUGCAAAAUGAUAUGAUAGAGGUUAUCAAGGCUGCUGUGAAAUGAAGGUACCAAACUAUCUCUAUUUUCAUUAGAUUAGGUAUUAUUUGUCAACUGGAUGUGUAAAUGUCAUUUAAAGUUGCCAUCAUACUGUAUAUGUAGCUAAGUUGCAGCAACCUUUUCCUUCACCCUGUGGCUGAAUGUGGCCUGUUCGGCCACAAGAUGGCAGCCUGCUUUAACAUGGCCAAUAUAGAUAACACGUUCAUCUUUCUUAGUUAUCCCAGCCCCUUGUACCAACCAGAUGUAAGAUCUCCUGUAUAUCAUUGAUAGAAAUAUAAUUAUAUUUCUAUGAUAUAAUCUGUGUAUCAAGCAGUCUGUGAAUUGAUGUCUGCAGAACUUGACUGCCGUUUUUCCAAUGUGAAUUCUGUGACAAAAGCCCAUUCAUCAUGAUGGGUUCUCUCUUUCAUAAGUUACUAUAAAUCUGAUGCCUUUUUUGUGUAUGCAUGUUCAAACACAGUAACAUUCACAAUGCUCCCGAUAUUUAUGUUGAAAAUCACCAUUAUUUUACAAGAUGAUUGUCACAUUAUUAGGAGGCUCUAAUGACUUUGACAUUAGGUUAUCAUUGAUUUAGUGAUCUGUUCAAUAAAGAUAUUUUACAAAGUAAAA
Coregonus clupeaformis (lake whitefish) is the source of this 1912-nucleotide messenger RNA. Its product is annotated as pinopsin-like. Bases 32 to 1156 code for a protein of 374 amino acids. Gene Ontology annotation, biological process: visual perception; G protein-coupled receptor signaling pathway. NCBI's taxonomy places the organism in Eukaryota, Metazoa, Chordata, Actinopteri, Salmoniformes, Salmonidae. The transcript is spliced from 4 exons. The record is from RefSeq and is a predicted model, not a curated record. Gene Ontology annotation, cellular component: photoreceptor outer segment; membrane. Gene Ontology annotation, molecular function: G protein-coupled receptor activity.